AGGCUAGCCCUUCGGCGCAGUCCACACUGAAAGUCGGGAGCGAGAGCGAGUGCGAGGGGAAAGCGGGCCCAAAUCUCUGCGGUGCAGAGCUGGAAAGCUGCUGUCCGAGCAAAAAGCAGGCGCUGUCGUCUUCCUCUUUACCUCCUUCUUUUUGGCAAAAGGACAUACAGUACAGAAUUGCUGCUCCGGGACGUCGUUGGGGUGGCAGCCGAGCUCGCUGCGUGUUAAGAACUCCAGUGGCUGAAGAACAUUUGAAAUAAGGACCUUUGCAUGAGAGAAAGAAGGAAAGCGAGUCAAAAGUCGGAUUUUGCGGCGCUGGCAAGUACGUUCAGUUAUUUGCAAAACAAAGAAACGAUGAGCGCUGAAAUGAACAUGGGUCCGGACCUGCCGACGAGUCCGCUGGCACUGGAAUACGUGAAUGACUUUGAUUUGAUGAAGUUCGACGUUAAAAAAGAAGCCGUGGCUGGGAUCGAGCGUCCUUCCGUCCGGCAGUGCAAUCGGCUCCAGGCGCAGGGCUCCGUGUCCUCUACUCCGAUCAGCACCCCCUGCAGCUCAGUACCUUCCUCGCCAAGCUUUAGUCCAACCGAGCAAAAGAACCACCUGGAAGAGCUUUACUGGAUGCCAAGCAGCGGCUACCACCAGCAGAUCGAUCCGCAGACGUUGAACCUGACGCCGGAGGACGCCGUGGAAGCUCUGAUCGGCGCUACGGCCCACGGGCAUCCUCCGCCUCCUCACAUCCAACAGCAACUUCAGCAGGGAAGCUAUGAGGGAUACAGGGCAGCACAUCUUCACCACAGUCACAGUCAUGCCCAGCAGCACCACCAUCAAUACCCGGGGAUUUCCCACCACCCGGACGACCUGCCAGGACACCCUGGUGCACACAACCAUGCACACAGUCAGCAUCAUCAUCACAGCCAGGACCCCGACAGCCCAUCUCCUACCUCGCCUGGGGCCCACCAGCAACUCCAUCACCGCCACCACCAUCACCAUCACCCGCACGCCCAUCCGGGCCAGCAGGGUCACCACGGCGGAGGAGGGGGGCUCAACGUAGAGGACCGAUUCUCCGAUGACCAGCUGGUGUCCAUGUCUGUGAGAGAGCUCAACCGACACCUGCGCGGCUUCACUAAGGACGAGGUGAUUCGCCUGAAGCAGAAGCGCCGGACCCUCAAGAAUCGCGGCUACGCUCAGUCGUGCCGUUUCAAGCGCGUGCAGCAGAAGCAUGUCCUGGAGAACGAGAAGACCCAGCUGAUCAAUCAGGUAGAGCAGCUCAAGCAGGAGAUCAGCCGGCUGGCCCGCGAAAGAGAUGCAUAUAAAAUGAAAUGCGAGAAACUUACUGGUACAAACGGGUUCCGUGAGGCUGGGUCCACAAGUGACAACCCGUCCUCGCCAGAAUUUUUCAUGUGAGUUACUCUGAUGUCCGACAACUGAUGCUGAGAAAGAGAAAGGAAAAAAAUAACCGAUAUUACUGAUUCCGAGUAUACUAUUAACAACUGUAUUCAUAUUAGAAGAAAUAUCCUGAAAGUAAUAAUCUCGUAUAUAGCCAUCUCCAUCCGACUGAAAUACAAAGAACAACAAAUUACGUUUUUCAGAAGUGCACCAUCUUUGUAGAAUAGUAGCUUGUAGAGAAGACUUUUUCUCCCCGAAAAAGAGAUGAGAAGCUGAAUCUGAACUUUCUUUGUAGGUCGCUUUAAUCUGUUAGGAGCAUGGGAUGAUAUCGGACUAGUCUUUUUACUGUGAUUUUUUUUUCUUUUCGAUUUAAGAAAUAUAAAACGGUUGCGCUGGAAGGAGAGUACUAAGACUUGCAUUCUGCACUUGCCCGAAAAAAAAAAUACCAGAAAGAAAUGAGAGGGAAAAAAAUGACUCAACAUAUGCAAACUUUAUUUCGUUCCUGUAUCCCGAUUCAAACUUUAAACUGUCAAAAGCGGGGUAUUUUAUGCAACAUCUCAUCGGUUUAUUGCCUGCUUGGUUAUAUACAAAUAUAUAUAAAACAAAACUGCAUUAAAUAUUAAUCCUGCAUGCUGGACAUGUAUGGUAAUAAUUUCUAUUUUGUACUUUCUUUUCCCGUGUGUAUUUUCAAAGCAUGCUGUUGAUCUGAGCUUUCCAUUAGCCGUUUUUGGGUUUUAGAAAUGAGGUGGUGACAGUGUCAACAUUAAAGAUCGUGCAGUUUCGCGUUCUUUGGGUUUAGCUUGUAAAUAUACGCAACGGCAAACGACACCAACGGGGUUAAGGAGGCUGAUUUAAAACUUUUCUUUUGUUCCAUUGUUUGGGUAUUGCGUUUCCGAAAUAUGGGCAUUUUUGCAGUUGCAUUAAACGACAACAGACUUUGUAUAUUAAGUGCACUUUUCUGGAUCAUGAUUUUGGUAUUUUAAGUUUUCAUUUUGGGUUUUUGCAGACCCCCUUCAAGGAAGACAUACUAUAUAUGGAUUAUUAUAUGAUGUAUUUGAAAGCACAGAGGUGUGGCAACUCUAAAGACUAAUAAAUAGCUAUAAUGGCGUACCGAACUGUUAUAUUAAGAGAUUCGCAGUUAUAUUCGCCGUUAAUGAAUUGUACUCCACGUCAGUAGCUUUGUCUCGCAGGUUGUUAAUAAAGUACACAUUACAAAUUAGCUGUCAAAUACGGUGUGCGAAAUUAAUUGCAAUUGAUGAUCUGUGGCUCCCUGUUUAAGGAGGAGAGUUUAACAACAAAUAACAGUUCCGCCACCUAUGGCAUAAGUCUAUUAUAUAACACAAACGAAAUAUACAAGUCAUAUAAUUUCCACUUUACAACCGGAGUCGUGAGGGACAGAUGUACUCAACCCGGUGGUUCCUCAGAUAAUCACACACACUUUGUAAAUAUCUGUCAGCAUGCAUAAAAUCAGGGAUUUAUUUACGUUUUGCGUAUUAUUUCGUCAUUGUGUAUAUUAUAAAUCAAAGUUUUUAUGAUAAAUGUUAUAUGUUUUCCUAUAUUUUUUCUGCCGGUCAGUAAAAAAAAGGAUUCUGGUUUUGCAAAAUCUCAAAAUGAAAACUAUAUAUGUGUAUGGUUAUAUUUUAUUAUCAUUUUGUUUUAUUAUUUGGAUGUUCUGGUUCUGCUGGCCAGAUGCAUAGUUAAGUUUUAUUUUAAUGAUUUAAAUUAACAGUCAGAUCAUAUGGAAUAAGCAUGGUGCUUGCAUUUAAAACUAUUGUUAAAAGUCACGCAUUUAACAAUCUUUGGUUUGUACUGAUGCUGAUUCAACUGUGUUGAAAUCAAAUCGAAACUGCAGCGGCGGAUUUUUUUUAUUUCAUGUGUUUUGCGAGGGGAUCAAUUUUCAGUCCUGUUUAUAUAAAUGAAAAAAAGUUAAAUUUGGAUUGUUGUAGUUCCAUUCAGGCUGGUUUCUGUUUCGUCUUUUUCGUUGUUUUUGGAAGAAAUGGUUUCAUAUUUUGCUUAUUAAAGUCAUUGAAAUGGCAAAUA
Messenger RNA from Paramormyrops kingsleyae, 3426 nucleotides. RefSeq names its product MAF bZIP transcription factor Ba (gene mafba). The record is from RefSeq and is a predicted model, not a curated record. Lineage: Eukaryota; Metazoa; Chordata; Actinopteri; Osteoglossiformes; Mormyridae. Gene Ontology annotation, molecular function: RNA polymerase II cis-regulatory region sequence-specific DNA binding; DNA-binding transcription factor activity, RNA polymerase II-specific. Gene Ontology annotation, biological process: regulation of transcription by RNA polymerase II. Gene Ontology annotation, cellular component: nucleus.